GCUCCUCAGAGUAAGAGAGUCUUCUCUUCGGCGGCUGUUAUUUCAUAAAGGCAUCUCCCUUUCUGUGGACGAGACUGAACCUUAAGAGAAAACGGAACCAUAGAGCACCACUAGCCUAGAGAGAGAGAGAGAGAGAGCUAGCUCGAUCGUCUGUGAAAGGAAAUGGCUUUGAAGCUAAACCUUUUGGCAUCUACUCACCCCUACAGAUUCUCUUCCUCGGCUCGUCCGCCAAUCUCUACAUUCAGAUCUCCCAAGCUCCUCUGCCUCGCUUCUUCUUCUUCUUCUCCUGCUCUUGGCGCCAAGGAUGUUGAGAGUUUGAAGAAGCCAUUCACUCCACCUAAGGAAGUGCACGUUCAAGUCUUGCACUCCAUGCCACCCCAGAAGAUCGAGAUCUUCAAAUCCAUGGAAGACUGGGCCGAGCAGAACCUCUUAAUUCACCUCAAAGACGUCGAAAAGUCGUGGCAGCCCCAAGAUUUCCUACCCGACCCUGCGUCCGACGGGUUUGAAGAUCAGGUGAGAGAGCUAAGAGAGAGGGCGAGAGAGCUCCCUGAUGACUACUUUGUUGUUUUGGUGGGAGACAUGAUCACAGAAGAAGCGCUUCCUACCUACCAAACUAUGCUGAACACUUUGGAUGGAGUGAGAGAUGAAACUGGCGCUAGCCCCACUUCAUGGGCCGUUUGGACAAGAGCUUGGACUGCAGAGGAGAACCGACAUGGUGAUCUUCUCAAUAAGUAUCUUUACUUGUCUGGCCGUGUUGACAUGAGGCAGAUCGAGAAGACUAUUCAGUACUUGAUUGGCUCAGGAAUGGAUCCGCGUACAGAGAACAACCCUUACCUUGGCUUCAUCUACACGUCAUUCCAAGAAAGAGCAACCUUCAUCUCUCACGGAAACACAGCUCGCCAAGCCAAAGAGCAUGGAGACCUCAAGCUAGCGCAAAUCUGCGGCACUAUAGCAGCAGACGAGAAGCGUCACGAAACAGCUUACACCAAGAUAGUUGAGAAGCUCCUCGAGAUUGAUCCUGAUGGAACUGUGGUGGCUUUUGCAGACAUGAUGAGGAAGAAAAUCUCGAUGCCGGCUCACUUGAUGUACGAUGGACGCGACGACAACCUCUUUGACAACUUCUCGUCUGUGGCUCAGAGAUUAGGUGUUUACACUGCUAAAGACUACGCGGACAUUCUUGAGUUUUUGGUUGGUAGGUGGAAGAUAGAGAACUUAAAUGGGCUUUCGGGUGAAGGAAACAAAGCACGAGACUAUUUAUGUGGGUUGUCUCCGAGAAUCAGGAGAUUGGAUGAGAGAGCUCAAGCAAGAGCCAAGAAAGGACCUAAGAUUCCUUUCAGCUGGAUACAUGACAGAGAAGUGCAGCUCUAAGAAACGACAUAAACUCUCAGUUCCUCAUCUGAUCUGUUUCUGCUGGUGUAGAUUACUAUGGUUUCUGAUAAUGUUCUCGUGGGUCUAGUUACAAAGUUGAGAAGCAGUGAGGUGAUAGCGGUGUUUGGUCACUUUAGUAAACUUUGUAGCUGUGAAAACAUUUGAAAAGUCUGGUCUGAACUCUGUUUUUGACUUUGGAGUUUUGUUUCAGUUCAGGUUAGUAAUGUGUGUUCUCUCUG
Molecule: messenger RNA, 1607 nt
Organism: Raphanus sativus (radish)
Lineage: Eukaryota; Viridiplantae; Streptophyta; Magnoliopsida; Brassicales; Brassicaceae
Product: stearoyl-[acyl-carrier-protein] 9-desaturase, chloroplastic
Exons: 3
Coding region: 163-1368 (401 amino acids)
Biological process (GO): fatty acid biosynthetic process; defense response
Cellular component (GO): chloroplast stroma
Molecular function (GO): stearoyl-CoA 9-desaturase activity; stearoyl-[ACP] desaturase activity
Source: RefSeq, a predicted model, not a curated record